This is a messenger RNA of Entamoeba dispar SAW760, 906 nucleotides long. RefSeq lists its product as uncharacterized. The transcript has a single exon. The record is from RefSeq and is a predicted model, not a curated record. Bases 1 to 906 code for a protein of 301 amino acids. NCBI's taxonomy places the organism in Eukaryota, Evosea, Mastigamoebida, Endamoebidae.
AUGAAUUGUGAAAGAAUUGUUAAAAUACCAGAAAAACAUAAGAAAAGAUAUCCGAAAUCAUAUAUACCAAUAAUUGUUACAGGAACUUCUUUAAUUGUAUUUACCAUAUUCAUUAUUAUAUCUUUUCCUUUAAUUAAUCUUAAUAAAUUAAAUCAUAAAGAAUAUUUAUAUCUAUCUUCAGAACAAUUAGAAACUCAUAAAUUUGAUAAUUUCAAUGUUCAAAAAAAUAAUUGGAAAGAUAACGUUAUUGAUGUAGCUACAUUUAACUAUGAAGGAAAAUGUAAAGAUUUCUUUCAAUUUAAACCAAAUAAUAAAAGAGAUUUAUUAGUAUAUUCAUUUGGGUUUUUUACAAAAGGAAUUUAUAUGAGACAAAGAACUGCUGCUUUAAAAACACUCUCUAUAACAAGACAAGCUAUUCCUCAUGCAAAGAUUGUUGCUUUAUUAUUAUGGCCAUCACCAACUCCUUUACUGUAUGAUGAUAUGAAAAAAUAUAAUGUAGAAGUAGUUGAUAUGAGUGAUAUACCAUUUGGACAUUUUGUAGUUACUAGAUACAUUGCAUUUACAAGAUAUAUUAAACGAUACCAAAAUGAUUAUGACAGAGUAAUAUUUUCUGAUACUAGAGACGUUGUUAUAUUUAAUGAUAUAUUUGCUACAUUUGGUAUUAAUGAUCUAAUAUGGACAAGCGAAUGUCCAUUUGCAACUAAUUCUACUUCAAAUGAACUGUCAUUAGAUUUUUGUUGUUCUCCAGCAAAUAACCAUAAUCAUUUCCAAUGGUUAGAAUCAUUUUUUGGAGAUGAAAUAACAAGAAAUAGUGUUAUUAAUAAACAAAUUUCAUUAAAUGGUGGAUUUGGAAUGGGUGGAAUGAAAAAAAUGAUAGUCGCAAUGAGUUCUUUUGUAAAAGAAUGA